AUGUCGACACCUAGCCCGCCUCGAAAUCGGCGAGGGUUUAAAGUGGCAGUUAUAUGCGCCUUGCCAUUGGAAGCUGAAAGUGUACGAUCCGUGUUCGAUAUAUGUUGGGAGGACGAAGACAAACAAUAUGGCAAAAGAGAAGGAGAUUCAAACACAUACACGACUGGGGUGAUCGGGAAGCAUAAUGUGGUUCUGGCUUAUAUGCCAGGCACGGGCAACAUCAACGCCUCGGCUGUAGCCGCGGGUCUACGGUCGAGUUUUCCCGGUGUUCAGCUUGCGUUGGUGGUGGGUAUUUGUGGCGUUGUACCCAUUCACCCCAAGACACAGGAAGAGAUUGUCUUAGGGGACAUUGUCAUCAGCACGGCUAUGAUUCAGUAUGACUUUGGCAGACAAUACCCCACCGGAUUCCAGAGAAUGAGGGAGAUUGAAGAUAGCCUGGGGAGAGCGAGCCCAGAGAUCCGAUCAUUUCUCAACAUGUUGCAGGUGCGCCAAAAUCGCCAGAGGUUGACCAGGCAUCUCGUCCAGCUUCUGCAAUCGGAGAAUUUCCAGAGAGAGGUCCCUGCUGCCAAGUAUCCUGGUGCGAUUCGAGACCGGCUUUACGAUGCCUCUUACGUUCAUCAACACCGUCCUCGUGUGAGUUGCGACAAGUGCCAUGACAACCUCGAGACGUGCCCGAAGAGCUGCGAUGAAGUCGGGUGCGAAGAAGAAAACCUCAUCUUUCGCAAUCGGCAUAGCUUCCCUAAGACGGAAAGCCUAGCAGUGCACCCAGAUGAUGCGCCCUUCGUCCACUUUGGGCGAUUUGCGUCCGCGAAUACGGUGAUGAAAUCCGGUUGCGAUCGCGAUCGGGUGGCACAACUGGAUGAAUUGAUUGCAUUUGAAAUGGAAGGCGCCGGGGUGUGGGAUCAACAUCCCACUAUCGUGAUCAAGGCAGCCUGUGAUUAUGCCGAUAGUCAUAAAAAUGAUGAUUGGCAAGCUUACGCUGCGGCAACAGCUGCGGCUUGUUUAAAAGGAUUCUUGCAGCAGUGGAUUAUACCAGAUCAGUCGGAAGACGGCGAUGAAUUGCCCAGCACGAUAUGGCACGUGCCCUUUGACCGAUUGUCGGGAUUUGUUGGCCGCACAGAAGAGCUUGAUCGUCUCAAACGGCAGAUAUUCGAAACCAACAGUCGACGAGUCGUGUCUAUUCUGGGCUUAGGAGGCAUUGGCAAAAGUCGUCUCGCACUGGAGUUUGUCUACUGCAUCAAGUCGGACCACCCAGCACAUUCGAUUUUUUGGGUGGAUGCCGCCGAGCAGCUUACGUUUGAAAAGGAUGUGCUCGAAAUAGGAAAGAAACUCAGAAUUCCAGGGAUUGAAGACGAGAAAGCAGAUAUUAAGAGCCUCUUCAAGCAGAAGCUAAGUCAGCCGACGGAAAAAUGGCUCUUAGUACUCGACAAUGCCGACGACGAAGCGCUAUGGGGAAGGCAAGCGGAUUCAAGUCUGGAGACAUCGACACUAGUCCAGUACUUACCGACCACGACAAAUGGCUCCAUUAUCAUCACAACCCGCACACCACACGUUGCGAAUUUUCUCGCGGGAAAAGAGGUGAUUGAACUGAGCGAGAUGUCGCCGAACCAAAGCGUCGAAAUGUUCACUAAAGCCCUCAGAAAACCAGAUCUCGCAAUGGAUAAUGCUGCAACGUUGACCUUAGUGGAGAAGCUAGCUUACCUCCCCCUCGCUAUUAUUCAGGCUGCAUCAUUUAUCAACAUGACUCAACGACCCGUGCAGACGUAUCUUAAGCUUCUAGACCAGCCUGAGGAAGAAGUGAUCAAACUUUUAAGCGAAGACUUUGGGGAUCCGACCCGAUAUCCUAAUGCGAAAAACCCGGUUGCAAUGACUUGGCUGGUCUCUUUUGACCACAUCUGCAAGCACCAUCAGCUCGCGGCAACGUUCCUGUCGUCCAUGGCAUGCUUUCAUGAGAAGAACAUUCCACGAUCGCUGCUGCCAGCAGCUAAGUCGGAGUUGGAGACUAUUAAGGCCGUUGCCGUCUUGACUGGAUAUUCGUUUGUUAGAAGACUAACAGAGAGCAACGACAUGACAGAUGGCGAGGAAUUCUAUGACCUUCAUAGGCUGGUGCAGCUGGCUGCUCGGAAAUGGCUGAAGGUAGAAGGUUCGCUCUUUAAUUGGACGAAAGCCUGCCUCAUGCGAGUGGCCGAACUAUUCCCGACGCGUGACCAUAAGCACAAAGGGACCUGGACAAUUUAUCUACCGCACGCUCAGCGACUUUGUGAAGAUAGAGAGGUUCAAGAUCUUCCUGAGCGGUACCGACUACUCGAAAAGAUGGGUCUAUGUUUCGUUGUCGAUGGGAAGUAUAAUGAAGCUGUGAAAGCACAUACCACAGUAGUACAGUGGAGGGAAAAUAGUCUCGAGACUGCAAGAGAACAGAUCCUGGAGGCGUACAAUAACCUUGGAGAGGCAUUCAAUUGGAAGGGUGAUCUCUCUGCCGCGGAGGUUUACCUUCAAAAGGCUCUUAAAGGACAGAAGGAAACUCUUGGUGUGGAGCAUCUCUCGACGCUGACCAGUAUGACUAACCUGGCGUCGACAUACCGGAAUCAAGGUCGAUGGAAAGAGGCGGAAGGGCUGAAUGUGCAGUAUGGCUAA
Rhinocladiella mackenziei CBS 650.93 is the source of this 2634-nucleotide messenger RNA. RefSeq lists its product as uncharacterized. NCBI's taxonomy places the organism in Eukaryota, Fungi, Ascomycota, Eurotiomycetes, Chaetothyriales, Herpotrichiellaceae. Bases 1 to 2634 code for a protein of 877 amino acids. The transcript has 3 exons. Gene Ontology annotation, molecular function: ADP binding; catalytic activity; protein binding. The record is from RefSeq and is a predicted model, not a curated record. Gene Ontology annotation, biological process: nucleoside metabolic process.